AUGGAGCAACCAGAGCAACUUAGAGCAGCAGGCGUGAAGGGAAGGCAUGGUGCAGGAGCGGCAGAGCAGCGGACACACUAUGUCGGGACCAACGGAGCAGCACGCCUGAAGGGAAGUUGGUACAGCAAGCUGCUUUCACCUCCAACACAAGAGCAAUUCAGGGGGCAGUGCCUGCAGCACCUCAGGGGUCACCCGUGCCUGCAAUAG
Closterium sp. Naga37s-1 is the source of this 207-nucleotide messenger RNA. NCBI's taxonomy places the organism in Eukaryota, Viridiplantae, Streptophyta, Zygnematophyceae, Desmidiales, Closteriaceae. The record is from the annotation of a GenBank genome assembly.